This is a messenger RNA of Aplysia californica (California sea hare), 562 nucleotides long. RefSeq lists its product as uncharacterized. The record is from RefSeq and is a predicted model, not a curated record. NCBI's taxonomy places the organism in Eukaryota, Metazoa, Mollusca, Gastropoda, Aplysiida, Aplysiidae.
UGCUCAACUUUCUUUUCCUCUCAAGCAGUUCACCCAAGAUGAAGCUGCUCGCGGUUCUCUUGGUUGCAUUGCCUUGUGCCCUGGCCGGGAACAUCUGCUGUUUUCCCGACAGGCUCAGCGGGUUUGUCUUUGACUCUACAACUGGGAUCGCCAGCUCCUAUGAACUUGACUUCGUUGCCAAAAAGAAUCUCAUUCGUCCUUUAAUAGCUGCUAUCUCAGACUCGGGCGCAUUCGCGUUGGUGGACUUUAGUAACAACAAAACAUACAGCAGCGGUGGAUCAGUAUGCGUGUUGGCCCCAACACUCUCUCGAUUGCUGUAACCUCUGGAUGCGUUCCUGUUACCACCAGAAUUGUAGGGCCUAUAGCACCCCAGUCCCGUACCAACCUUUACGUCAACGUGACAACCCCAGCGUCCAUCGACUUUUCAGGCGUUGACAUUUCUUCGUGCACAUCAGUUGGGCAAUCCCCCGUUGUUGGUUAAAUUUGUUCUUUGUCCACAAACGAUUAAUUUUGAUAUCCUAAAGAAAUAAACAAAUAAAUAAAUGAAAGGAAUACAAGUGGA